GCAACCACAGUCGGCUCUGACGUCCCCGAGCUCGUAGCGUACUGUGCAUCUGGAAGUUGUCGCCAUCAUAUCUGGCUAAAUGUUAACCUAGCUCUCAAGUCAGUCAGCCGUUGUGUUCGAGGAUAUAAAGUUAAUGAUAUCAUUAACCUCUCUUUGUUUCUUCUGUCGAGUUUCUAUGAACUGCUGUGAUGUUAUGUAUCAGUAAACGCGUCUAGGACUGUUGCAAUAUUGUCUAGUCUACUCACAGUAGCAGUGGCUAAUUUUCAGAGCACACAUUAGCAGAGCUGGAGUCUUGAGAAGCAGCAAGGGGCGGUGGGCUGCUAAAACUGUCGCUAGCUAGCAGCGAACCGGCUAGUUAGUUGGCUAGCAAGUAAAAACAUCGAGAGACAUUUAACGUUCAAGUGAAUAAAGCCACGACUGUGAACGUUGAUACAUGCUAGCUGCAAUUCUGCUGAGGAACCAAGAAGAUUAAAAGCUAACAAAGCUAACUAAAGAACAAACUGGGAUUGGUCUGCCGCGGUGGGAGUCUGUUAAACUGGAGCUGGCAUCGUCACAUUUGCUUUCUUUAACACCAGGCUGUUGGGCCUGACAACUAACAAGAUGUCUGAGGGAGAGAACAAGCAGGCCCCUGACACUGUCCAGGACGUGAAGCCGGACUCCAUGGCAGCUGCAGCCACAGGUCAAGGAGUGUCAUCUGUGUCUCCCCCUGUGUCCAUGGUGACCCAGCCUCCAGCUACUGCUGCCACAGAGGAUGAGGAAGAGGAGAGCGAGGAUGAGUCAGAGAUUUUGGAAGAAAGCCCGUGUGGACGCUGGCAGAAACGCAGAGAAGAGGUGAAUCAGCGCAACGUCCCUGGGAUCGAUAAUGCUUACUUGGCCAUGGACACUGAAGAAGGAGUUGAGGUGGUGUGGAAUGAGGUCAUGUUCUCAGAAAGGAAGAAUUUCAAACUACAGGAGGAAAAAGUCAAAGCAGUUUUUGACAAUUUGAUCCAGCUGGAGCAUUUGAACAUUGUGAAGUUCCACAAGUACUGGGCGGAUGUCAAAGAGAACAGAGCGAGGGUCAUUUUCAUCACUGAAUACAUGUCCUCAGGAAGUCUCAAACAGUUUUUGAAAAAGACAAAGAAAAACCACAAAACCAUGAAUGAAAAGGCCUGGAAGCGCUGGUGCACACAAAUACUGUCUGCUCUCAGCUACCUGCACUCCUGUGAACCUCCCAUCAUCCAUGGCAACCUGACCUGUGACACCAUCUUCAUCCAGCACAAUGGCCUCAUCAAGAUUGGUUCAGUUGCCCCAGACACCAUCAAUAACCAUGUGAAAACCUGUCGAGAAGAGCAGAAGAGCCUUCACUUCUUUGCUCCAGAAUAUGGAGCUGUUGCCGAUGUUACCACAGCCGUGGAUAUCUAUUCCUUUGGAAUGUGCGCCUUAGAGAUGGCUGUGUUGGAAAUCCAGAGUAAUGGGGAUUCGUCUUAUGUGUCCCAAGAAGCCAUAAACAGUGCCAUUCAGUCCCUAGAGGACCCAUUGCAACGGGAAUUCAUCCAGAAGUGUCUGGAGGUGGACCCCAGUAAGCGACCCACAGCGAAGGAGCUGUUGUUUCACCAGGCCUUGUUUGAGGUGCCCUUACUCAAGCUGCUGGCUGCACACUGCAUCGUCAGCCACCAGCAUAUGAUUCCAGAAAAUGCUUUAGAAGAGAUGACAAAGAACAUGGACCCUAACUUGGUGAUUGUUGAGGCCAAGGAUGGAGUACAGAUGAAGCUCUCUCAGUUUCCUGCCCUUGAGCUGGACAAGUUCCUAGAAGAUGUAAGGAAUGGGAUCUAUCCUCUGACUGCGUUUGGGAUACCAUGUCCACAACAACCUCAGCAGGAGGCAGUGAAGUCGCCCAUAGUGCCCCCCUCAGUGAAAACCCCGACUCCUGAACCUGCAGAGCUUGAGACCAGGAAGGUCCUUCAGAUGCAAUGCAACAUUGAGCCUGUUGAUGAGGGCACCAAGCAUCAUCUGACCCUGCUGUUGAAACUUGAGGAUAAAUUGAACAGGCACUUAAGCUGUGAUUUGUUACCAAAUGAGAACAUGCAGGAGCUGGCUGUGGAGCUUGUUCAGCUAGGAUUCAUCAGUGAGGGCGAUCAGCCACGACUUGCAUCCGUUCUUGAAGAGGCCUUCUCGAAGUUCUACAGCCGGAACGGUUCUCUCAAUCCGGUGACUGUUUCCUCGUAGCGGAGGACUCACUAGGCCUUCUUUCAGCCCUCCUCGUCCUCUACAACAGGACUAGCUUUUUGCUCCACCUCUGAGUUGCAGGAAAGCUUUGCAAGGACAGAGGAGGAAGCCUUGGUCUGGUUGCAGAUCCUGCAGCCUGUCCUUGUAUCUUCUGGUGGGGAAAGCUGCCACUAAGUGGUUGUCACUUUCUUCUUAUUAUUUUUUCCCCUCCCACCCAAUACAGCCAUUUGCUUCUCUUUUUAAAAGAGGAAAUCCUAGUUGCAACUUAUAGGAAAAUACAAAUGUUUUCACUUUUUGGCUUAUUUCUUUCAGUUCUAAAGUAGUGAAACGGUAGAGGUAAGCCAAAUAAAACUGGAUAACAGCUGUAUUUUCCUUAAGUUAGUAUUAAAACUGUAUUUUAAACAUUUUUACUUAAAACUGUUAAAUAGUUGUCUGUAUGAAAAAAUCUUGGUCCCGGCAUACUGAAGUGUAUGUAUUAUGGUGUUGUGAGGUUAAGUCUGGUUGUCUGGUCCUUUGAACUUUCUCUUGAGCAGCAAGUGAGGCAUCUUCCUACCUUGUAUUGGUUUUUCAAAGACUCUUGAAUGCAUCAAGCUACUAAUGCAACAGAUGCAAUGUCACUUUUACUUCAAAAUUUCUGUAAUUAUACAACGUAGUCAUGAAACAUGCAGCUGCAACACAAUCUGAAGAGCUACAGCUAAAAAUAUGAAAAAUUAAACUAUUUAUUUGUGUAUCUUUUCUUGUGUGUACUGUAAUUCACUUCCAGCACUAAGACCGGUGGUUGUUUGAAUGUAUGCUUUUAGUUGCUGUCUUUCUUUUAAGUCAUGCUGUUAUUUUCUAUGAAAAGGGGGUGUUGUCACUUGACUGUGGUCCAACUACUACUGUAGCUUCAGUUUUACUAGUAGUCCAUUGCAGCACUUACCGAUUAGGGCUAGGUCAUUAAAAAGUUGUCUUUAGGUGGCAUUUUACACAAGAGAGGUUGGUUAGAUCCAUGUGAAGCGCUUGAUCUGAUGGAUGUUUGUCAACAGGUUUGGUGAACGCAUGUAUGCUUUUCUAUGCCUAAAUGGAAACUGAUGCAUGCAGCAAGCUUGCUUCUGGUGUUGGUUCAUUUUAAUGAUGAUGGUGAUAGAUUCAAGUAAUCUUAUCAUGCAGAGGAAGUUUUGUCAGCUUAGUCCUGUCAACAUUUUGAUUUUGUGGCUCUGAAUCAUUAGUUUUCUCCGUGACACCAGAGCUAAAAGUUGCCCUCACCUCGUAGAUAUUCAGUUUUUGGCUCAGACCACCCUUAUAUGUUAACUGUUUAGGGAUCUCUCUGCUAGUUUGCACUGCUGUACACUUUUAUAUCCUGUUUGAAAUGUCCUGUGGCCUCAGGCUCCUUCAGACCAACAGGAGGAACUUAGAUGAAUUGGAAAUAACGUCAAUAAAAAUUUUAGCCCUGUGAUCCAGUCUCGUCUAGUCUAUGCUGUGACUGCCUACUGACAGGGUCUGUAGAGACUGCGAGAUACAAGUGUAGGACUGCCUGGCAUGCUUGUAACCAUCUUUUAGACUGUAUGCUAGACACUGUGCUCUUGUUUCUGCAACGCAUUCCCCCCCCCUUUUUUUUUUCACUUCCUGAAAUUAAAAUUUACACUGUCAGCACUUGA
Messenger RNA from Siniperca chuatsi (mandarin fish), 3842 nucleotides. It is a transcript of the gene nrbp1, whose product is annotated as nuclear receptor binding protein 1. Lineage: Eukaryota; Metazoa; Chordata; Actinopteri; Centrarchiformes; Sinipercidae. Gene Ontology annotation, molecular function: protein kinase activity; ATP binding. Gene Ontology annotation, biological process: protein phosphorylation; endoplasmic reticulum to Golgi vesicle-mediated transport; intracellular signal transduction. The transcript is spliced from 18 exons. Gene Ontology annotation, cellular component: cytoplasm; endomembrane system. The record is from RefSeq and is a predicted model, not a curated record. Bases 601 to 2205 code for a protein of 534 amino acids.